AUGCAAGUUGUUUGGGAGGCUGAUACGGCAGCAUUCGCCAGCCGCAAGCGAGCCGCCAGAGCCUGUCUUGCCUGUCAAAAGAAGAAGAAGCGCUGUAAUCAUACCUUUACGCGGCCUCCUGAUCAGAGAGCCGAGAGUGAUGGCGUGGAUCGAGUCCUACCAAACUUGACCCACAAGGAGCCUGUCCGUUUCGUUGGCGACCUCAACCCGGAGUCGAUUCUCAAUGAUCUUGGCAGGUCCAAGGAUGGUGCUCGGAUCAGUCGAAUAGGUACCUGGGUGCAAGAUCCGCCCAGAGACGACGAGCAGCGACGGGUGCCCUCACAAGAGCCUCCCCAGACUCGGUCGGGCGAGAAGACUCCUAUUAAUGUCGAGAAAUAUGGCCGCGGCGAAGGUGGAAAGCGUACCUUGACCACCCACUACCGAAACUACCUACAGUCAGUAGGCGCCUUCAGGGUACUACCAAAAGCCACGCAGGAUGCGUUGGUGACGACCUAUAUUGCCUGUUUCGAUGGACUGCUCUCUAUUGUCGAUGGCAGUAAGCUCCUACGAGACUAUACCAGUGGAGACUUGUCCAUCUUCUUGAUCCAGGCCAUAUGUCUGGUCACUUGCAAAGUCCCCGACGCCCAACAAUGGCUUAGGCUGUACGAAGAUGGUCCCCUAUUGGAUCCGAUUCCGUUCGCCAGAAGCCUUCACACAGGUCUAGACGCCGCCAUGAAGGCUGACCUCGAGCCUGACCGGGUGAUCAAGAUCCAGAUCCUGGCUCUGAUGCACCUACACAAUGACGGUCCAGGUGGCAUUGAAGAGUCCUCAUUUCAUCUGUCGCAAGCUAUUCACGACGCAUGGACAGCGGGUUUGCACAUCCACACUCCGGGCCGCACCCUUACAGACCAUCCCAGUAUGUUAUGGUGGACUAUUUGGGCACUUGAUCGCUUUAAUGCCUGCAUUGGUGGCAGACCUAUCAUGAUAGCAGACCGCGAUAUCGACCUGGAGCGUCCGCCAAUUGAUGCUCAAAUGUCGAAACACGCCAGCGUUCUGGUCUGGAUCCGUCUAGCUGAUCUGCUUGACAAGGUGAUUGAGUUCUAUCGCCCACCCUCCGCUGACCUCGACGUUUCUGGCUGGGAGUCUGACUUCCCAACAUGGGCCUCGCUCCUUGAAGGCAUUAACCUUGAGAACACCGUGCACCAGCAAGAGAUCGUUCUCGAGAUUGCCUACAAUGUGAUUGCCAUCUUAUCCUGCCGCAAUGCCUCUCCAUCUCAACCUUCCUACGCUCGCCGCAUCGCUGCUGCGGACCGCAUACAAGAGCUCCUCACAGAUGUUGCGCCUCGAGAUGUAUCACCUAUUCCACUUGUUCCAUACGCCAUUGGCCUUUCCCUCACAGUGGCAUACCGUUGCAUCCGCUCACCCAGCACCACCGAUCCAGUGUCCGUCAAGGACAGCUUGACCGCACGCAGUAAAAUGCUCGAAUCUCUGGCCACAUACUGGUGGACGGCAGACGCUAUGGCUAAGCUCGGGCGAAAAGCACUGAAGUCUAUGGAGAACCCCGUCGGUCUCAAGCGCGGUGAAGCCGAGAACAUUGCAUCCGACAUGGAGUCAGAAACUACCGUGUGCAAAUACGGGCCGUUCGAGGCAAAGCAUCACCGCCAUCCCGGCACAAACGGCAGCUCCAACACUCCUGGUAUCGGCCCUGGCGGACUGCACCUCUUGUCCGAUGCUGCCGCAGCCGCUCGCUCAAACCACGCCCCACGCAGCACAAGCAACUACACAUCCACGCCAUCCCGAGCGGGAGACACCUGCUGCGCCGCAAAUCUAGGCUACCCAGGGCCACACUCGACCACCCAAGAUGGCACAAGUAGCUAUCAAGCCACGCCCCUGACCGACAGCCUCGCCACACCCUCUGUCUCGCACGACCAUUCCCAAAGCCAAGGCCCCACCGCACCCGGGGGAAACACGCCGGCCUUCGACCCAAGCAUGUUCGCCAAGUUCGACGACGAGAACUUCACCGCCAACUUCAACGAGUUGGACAACAUGUUCGACGGCUUCUACGACCUCAGCAUGCCUACCGUCACUUUCCAGGAUUUCGAUGGCUGGGGCGGCACCAUGGGCUUCAACAUGGACGAGGCCUACGUUGACGGUGGUAUGGACGGUGCAUACCACGAAGGCUCCGGUGGACACGGGCAAGCUGGUCAGAGCGGUGCAUCGGGCGCGCAGGACGGUGGCGAAGGCAGUGUCUAUCCGGAGCUUAGCUAG
Messenger RNA from Cyphellophora europaea CBS 101466, 2247 nucleotides. RefSeq lists its product as uncharacterized. The record is from RefSeq and is a predicted model, not a curated record. Lineage: Eukaryota; Fungi; Ascomycota; Eurotiomycetes; Chaetothyriales; Cyphellophoraceae. Gene Ontology annotation, biological process: regulation of DNA-templated transcription; DNA-templated transcription. Gene Ontology annotation, molecular function: DNA-binding transcription factor activity, RNA polymerase II-specific; DNA binding; zinc ion binding. The transcript is spliced from 3 exons. The coding region runs from base 1 to 2247 and encodes 748 amino acids.